Molecule: messenger RNA, 2140 nt
Organism: Amborella trichopoda
Lineage: Eukaryota; Viridiplantae; Streptophyta; Magnoliopsida; Amborellales; Amborellaceae
Cellular component (GO): membrane
Source: RefSeq, a predicted model, not a curated record
UUACACCAUUGGGUCAGGAAACGAGUCCCCAGCUUCUUUGAUAGAAAGCCAUUGAAGCUCUCUCUCUCUAGAGAAUUGUUACUAUUAGAUUGCCACUCUCUUAUGGUAAAGCAACAAAAUGGGAGAGUUGUGAUGCAGUUUUAGUUACCUAUUCAUCAAUAACUGAGGUUUCAUGGAAUCAUCUGCAAUUUAAAGCUUCUUUGACGGGCAACUUCACUCCACAUGAGCCUUCACGGUGUCCCCACGCAAGAUUGAGCGACUGAACCAGAUAUCCACGCCAUUCAUUCAAAUCAGUGCAAUACUACCAAAAUAUUCAAAGGCAUGACCAUUUGAAAAUAAUGCCGAAAGAUGCAGUUUUUUAGAAAAAUGUAUCUUAGAUUCGGAACUUACGUUGGAAGAUGCUUGAAGUAAAAGCGGUCCCUAAUUGGAUUUAGAGAGAGAUGGGGUGUCACAGGAAAGGAUUCGGCACAAUCGGUAUUUUGGUAAUUUGGUGGGCGGCAUGUUUACAAGUAAAUUCUGUGCAUGGAACGAUAGCAAGCCGAAAGAACCAAGCUCAAUUGGGUUUGGAUGCCAAGUCACCUUCUCCUACCCCAGGCAUGGAUGUGGUGGAGCAGCCGUACCCAUAUGAACCAAAUGACUACUUCGUUAAGAUCGUGCGGGUCGAUCCUCUUGAUAAGUUUAAGAAAUAUAGAGGAGACUACAACUUUACAAAUCCCCACUAUUGGAGUUCCACUAUUUUUACAGGGAUUCCUGGUUAUGCAAUUGGUGCAGCUUGGUUUUUUGUUGGCCUUGUUUAUGCUGGCUUUCUUGUUUACCAGCACUACACUAAGAGAAAUGAGAAAGAACCGAAGGGGUUGCCUUACAUGUGUAGAUCACACGUUUGGUCACUGGCCUUGGGGUUGGUCCUCACCAUUCUUAUCAUAACUCUAUCCUCUGUAGUUCUUGCUGCUAACACCAAGUUCUAUACUAGAGCUAAGGUGGUGAAGAACACAUUAGUUUCAGCAACUGAAGAAGCCACCAAAACCAUUUACAAUGUAACUGAUGCCAUAGAAGACAUGCAAAAGCAAGUGCAAGCUGAUGUCGAGACUGAAUCCGACCGCGAUCUAAACUCGACUUCGGAAAAGCUCAAAACAACAGCUUCAGACCUAAGGGACCAAGCACACAAGAACCAACAUUUGAUUGAGAAGGGACUCAGAUUAUUGUUUGUAUCCACCAUCUGUUUAGUAUCAGUGAACCUCGCCCUAGUUCUUGUAUUACCAGUUUUUUCAGCCAUCCGAUGUCGCCGAACUUUUUUAUCGGUGAUUUUCAUCUGCUGGUUCCUCACUGUCCUCUUAUGGCUGUAUUUCGGUGCAUAUUACUUCAUCAAUAAAUUUGCCGAAGACUCGUGCUCAGGACUAGAGGAAUUCCGGCAACACCCACAUAACAGCAGCUUGGGCUCAGUGCUGCCCUGCGAUGACCUUGAAUCAGCUGAGGGCAUCUUGCUAGAGACUAGAGAGGGACUCCAUGGUUUCAUAAACCAGGUGAACAAGAACAUAUCUAUGCUGAGAAGGUUUUCUUCAUCUCAAGGGGCUUGGCAUGUGUGUAAUCCUUUCACAGGCCCACCUCAAUAUCACUACCAUCCCCAAAAAUGUUCCGCCGAUGCAAUUCAGAUUGGUGACAUCCCUCAACUCCUAAAUCGAUUCACAAGUACUGAACACAGUUCCGGCCUCGAAUCAGGCAACGACCAAGGCAAGAAAAGCAUAUACGAGAGAGAUAUGAAAAUGGCCAUCGUCUACACACGCUCGAUACAAAGCAUCAUCAAUGCAUUCCCAAACAUGGAGACCCUGGUGAACUGCUCUUUCCUCGAGCACACUUUCUCCACCAUCUCCAUCGACGAAUGUCCACCUCUAAGGAGAUCGGUUCGAGCCUUGUGGUCAUCCAUGGCUUGUCUCUCUACAUUCAUGGUUGUACUCCUUUUGGUAUGGGUAGCAAUAGCUCAUCAAGACCAGAGAGAAUUCUCACAUAACUUCAUAGUACCCCAUUUAUCACCUCUCGGAUCUCCGAAGCUGGAGCUCCGAGGAGAACCCUAGCUUUCAAAUACUGAGCGAGUGAGAGAGAGAGAUUGAUUUACAAAAAAAAAAAAGGAAGUAGACCCUAGAAA